Messenger RNA from Dinoponera quadriceps, 1152 nucleotides. RefSeq lists its product as uncharacterized. The record is from RefSeq and is a predicted model, not a curated record. Bases 1 to 1152 code for a protein of 383 amino acids. Lineage: Eukaryota; Metazoa; Arthropoda; Insecta; Hymenoptera; Formicidae. The transcript is spliced from 6 exons.
AUGUCACGAAGAUACAAAGGCACGAAUUACAAGUUAUGCCGUUGCUGCUACAAAUGGCGUUGUCGGUGUCUAAUACCGCGUCAGGCGAAACCACAUCCGCCCUUCAACAGCGAGACGAAGGCGUUCAACGAAUUAGGUUUACACCCUAAAAUGCGAACUCUCGCAUCAGAUUCACCGGCUGUAGGCACUUAUUAUCCUCGACCGAUCGAACGCAAACCUGAAUCUAUAAGUUGGGAGAGGAAAGAAGAGACUGAAAGGUUUUCCGCCACGAUGGACGGUCGUCUAACCGAGGAGGUCUUGAUGCAGCGAGAAUUAAUAAAAACUGGGGGUGGACCUGGUACUUACGACAUGCUUCGUUGGCCUGAGACUACUUUGGGAGAUCCUUGCAAGAGUCUGUGGGAGAACAUCGAUUUCGGGACGGUGCCACGGUUUGAGCCUAGAUACAAGUCUACCACACCUGGUCCAGGAUACACCCUCCGAGUGCACAAUCCGUAUUAUUACUUGGAACAGAAAAGAUUGAAAGGUUUCUCUCAGGUACCAACGUUCGAGUUUGAUUUAGCACCGAGAUUCCGAGAAACUAAAAGAAGUUGGUCUCUACCGUGCAACAGGUAUAACGUGAGGCAUCCGCACUCGCUUGAAGCUUUUCUUAAAAAAGUCACGGGCAAAAGAGGGCCUUACGAUCUUUUUACAGGACCGAGAGAUGAAACUACCCUCAGAGGCGUGCUAAGGGUACGUGAAAAAUUACCGGAUAGCGGGGACUGGCCGCGGAAAUUACCAAGUGAAAUGGAAAAACUUUUGAGCAAGUCCAAUUAUUUCAAAGGAAAAUGGACCACCAAUCCCAGAUUUCCAAAGAAGCCAGUCAUGAGGAUAUUGUUACAAGAUAUCAGCACGUGUUAUAAGAACCCCGAUGAACCGGGACCAGGUCAUUACGACCCCCAAAUACCUCGAAAGCCGAGCACUCGUAAAAAAUAUCCUUUCGAUAGCAACGUGGAGUUUGCACAUCCCCUUCCGCCAAGUGACAUUCGUCCUGGACCAGCCAGAUACCAGAUUAAACGCGAUCGUAUCAUAAAAGGACACGGGUGGACGUCCAUAUUCAAAAGCAAAGCACCUAGAACGCUCAGCAUUCAUAAGCCAUCAUAUAAAUAUUUCUAA